UCAGCUGAACGUCAUAAACUUAUCAUAAAGUCAUAUUAUAAUAUUAUAUUAUAUUGUUUGUAAAACAAAAAAUUCUACAAAAAAUGGGUGGUUGUACAGCGGUUAACUGUUCUAAUUCACGUAGCAAAGGUUUUCGUCUUUUUCGGUUUCCAAGAGAUCCUAAAAGACGAAAAGCUUGGUUACAAAAUUGUCGCCGUGACAAAUGGAAGCCUACAAAUUCAUCUGAGUUAUGUGAAAUCCAUUUCGAAGAAGGACAAUUCGAACAACAUCGUCUGGAUGGUGUUAAAAAACUUAAACCAAAUGCUAUACCAACAUUAUUUAAUGUAUCAAAUGCACCUCACUUGUUGAAAACUAAAAGAAAAUCUACGUAUAAAGUAAAGAUCAUACGUAAGUGCAACAACGGUAAACUUAAAAAAAAUGUUUCUUUGACUAAAAAAAAGUUAUCACAAACAGAAAUGAUAACAAAUAAUGUAACCAUCGAUGAUAAAAAUCCUGAGCCGGUUAGCUGCUUGAAUGAGCAAUGUUUGUUACUAGAUCCAAUAGUACCUACUAAUCCGGCUGGCUAACAAGCUGGGCCGUGAAGACAAUGAACAAAGAUCCUGGACUGGCGGGCAUCAAAGCCAGUUCUAGGAUCCAACAAUGCGGAAUCGGGCCAUAAGCCACAAACUUUUAUUUCAUUUUAUAUUCAUAAAAAUUCAUUUGUGUGCGUCCUUCGGGACUUUUCGGUUUUUUUUUUUGUUAUCUAAAUUCUUGUAAACUUACAUGUGCAUCCUAACGGAGUUUUCAGUUAAUUAUUAAUUGUAAAUUGAUUUCAUUAAUAAAUGAUGGCGGCGUCGCGGAAGUAAUGUGCAAGCAGUCCCCGUGUCGCCGUCGGUUCAAACAGAAAAAAAAAAGGUACCUACUAAUUACUAUUGUUUCAAAUUUAUAAAGUAAAAAGUUUUGUAUUGUAACUGUAUAAGUAUCAAGUAUGAUACCUACUAAAAUGUUUUAUUUUGUUA
Molecule: messenger RNA, 998 nt
Organism: Melanaphis sacchari
Lineage: Eukaryota; Metazoa; Arthropoda; Insecta; Hemiptera; Aphididae
Product: THAP domain-containing protein 4-like
Exons: 5
Coding region: 84-566 (160 amino acids)
Source: RefSeq, a predicted model, not a curated record